Messenger RNA from Tachyglossus aculeatus (Australian echidna), 6819 nucleotides. It is a transcript of the gene LCOR, whose product is annotated as ligand dependent nuclear receptor corepressor. Gene Ontology annotation, biological process: regulation of transcription by RNA polymerase II. Gene Ontology annotation, molecular function: DNA binding. NCBI's taxonomy places the organism in Eukaryota, Metazoa, Chordata, Mammalia, Monotremata, Tachyglossidae. The record is from RefSeq and is a predicted model, not a curated record. The transcript has 8 exons. The coding region runs from base 478 to 5154 and encodes 1558 amino acids. Gene Ontology annotation, cellular component: nucleus.
GAGGGUGUGUAGGCGGCAGCAAUGCUCCGUUGAGAGACGCGGCUUUCGGCAGGAACUGGACUCGUGGCGCCACAAGCUCCUUCACUGUGUAGGUCCCGUUUCCCUCUGCGCGGCGGCCGGCGGGACCAUAAGGGCUUAACUCAUAUAUUUAACCCCCCUCCGAAAAGGUUUGAAAGUAUUCUUGAAGGGCUGUUUGGACCUGGACUAUUGAAAGACGUCAGUUUUUUUAAAGACUGUGAGCCCGAAGGUAUUUCUGAUUGGUCUUUUGAUGAAAAUUGUCUAUUUUGCUGCUUAAGAAGAGAAAAAGUAAAGGAACAUAUAGUCGGUCUGGAUGAACCAGCCUCAGGAGCUGGGCAAGAGCAAGCGAAGAUCAUUCGGUUCGAAAGGCAAGCCGAAGAGUUCCUCAAUGCAGUCUUUUACCGAAAAGACAGUCCCCGGGUCCUCGACCCCAAUAUUCCCCUAGUGGCCCGUGAGAUCAUGCAGCGAAUGAUCCGACAAUUUGCUGCUGAAUAUACCUCAAAAAAUAGCUCAACUCAGGACCCCAGCCAGCCCAAUAGCACAAAGAACCAAAGCCUGCCGAAAGCAUCUCCCGUCGCCACCUCUCCCACGGCUGCAACCGCUCAGAACCCCGUGCUCAGCAAGCUUCUCAUGGCUGACCAAGACUCGCCUCUGGACCUUACUGUCAGAAAGUCUCAGUCAGAAGCUAGCGAACAAGACGGUGUACUUGAUCUGUCCACUAAGAAAAGUCCAUGCGCCGGCAGCACUUCCCUGAGCCAUUCUCCUGGCUGCUCCAGUACUCAAGGGAACGGUGAGGACUCAGCAGAGACCCUAGCAAUAGAUUCCAACCAUCAGCCGAAGUCGCCGCUGGAAAAGUUUAUGGUGAGACUGUGCACGCAUCACCAGAAGCAGUUCAUCCGCGUCCUGAACGACCUGUACACCGAAGCGCAGCCGGGCACGGAAGGCCGACAGCUCCCUGGCCCCGAAACCAUGGACGUGUCUACUUGCAGCUCCGGCUGCAGCCAGCUCCGCACCGAGAAUCAGGAUCAGGGCACCGCUUGUUUCGAGGAGAAGCCCCUGGCUUCCACAGACUCACUCUUAGACCAGUCAGGCCCUCCAGGCACUCCCCAGAGCACAGGGCCAGCCCAGAAGGAGCCGACGGAAACAAAACCUUUAGAGAGAAGAGAAAACCCCGGGACUGUCGUCAAGAAAGAUUCCUCUGAACUUCCAACUCCUAAGGCCAGUUCUGGCAGUCCAAAGGAGAGUUCCACUCAAGGAUACCUCACGGCAUCUAAUUCUUCCUCAUUCAACUUCCAUCAUGUCGCUAAGGGUCCAGAAGGGCCAGCCUCUGGACACGAACAAGAGGCUAAUAUUAAAAAAUGUGAGGACGACAAGGACCAGCUACAGAGCGCCACGGUAGUGGAGGGUUUCGUCGCUUAUGUCAGUAACGGGGAGGAUGGCGAGGGUUGCCUGAUCUCUCCGAAAAACUCUUUCAAAGCUUUACCCGAAGAGACGUGGGGCUCAGGGUUUCUAGGGAAUUCUCCCAGGACUGCCGAUAAGGAGAACUCUUUACAGUGCAGCUCGAAAGCAUCUCUGCACCAGGACCUAGAGACGAACGAACAAGACGCGAGGCCAAAGCUAGAAAAUCAUCUACACACCCUGGGGAGGAACAAGGCGGGUUUCCAUCUCCAUUCUGGGGACAGGGGCCAGUUUGAUCAUUCCAAAGACGGCUGGCUGUCUCCCAGCCCGGGAAUGGGUCUCCACAAAGCCUCCAACGGCCAUCCUCGGGCCAAGACCACGCCGGCCUCCAUCAAGACAGCUCGGAAAAGCAAGAGGGCCUCGGGCCUGAGAAUCAACGAUUACGACAACCAGUGUGACGUGGUGUACAUUAGCCAGCCCAUCACGGAGUGCCACUUUGAGAAUCAGCGAGCAAUACUCUCUUCGCGGAAGACGGCCAGGAAGAGCACCCGAGGGUAUUUCUUCAACGGCGAUUGCUGCGAGCUGCCCACGGUCCGCACGUUGGCGAGGAGCCUGAGGUCAGAGGACAAGGGAAGCUGCUCCGGGCCGACGCUUGAUCCUUCCCCGGCAGCACCCGGGCAGGCCCUGGGUGUUUCAGAUGGCGGCCCCGCCUCAGGCGCACAGGCCAUGGAAGACGCUCCCGAGGGGCGCGGGGAGGGGAGGGUCUCCCAGAAGGAAGUGUUCCAAGGCUCUCCCCCUAGGCGAGAGCCUCAGGAGCCCGAGACCCGUGCUACGGCAAGUCCAGCUGGAGCCCAGGCUGAACUGUGCCGGACCAGCUCCCAGGCGACCAGAGAAGCGCCCGCUUCGGGGCCGCUACCGGCCCUCCGCUCCCUCGUGCCAGUGGAGAAGGCGCCGAAAGGUAGCCCCGGCGCCUCCAAAACCCCGGCGAGCAGACCCUCUUCUGACGCGGCAGGACCGCGGCCGUUAGAGCAUCCAGGGGCCACUGAGGCUCCCGCUCCGCCACGAGCGAACGGUCGUCGGGAGCCUUCCUCUGAGAACAUUCUCGACGAGCGCCCUGAGGCUCCCAACGCCAGGCCGCCUUCCCCUGCUCAACCUGUCGUGAAUGGAGAGGGGGACGGGUGCUCAGAAAGUCCAUUGCGUCAAGUGCGUCCGGGCGACCCGGUUAGCUCCCACCCAGAAUCCCCCAAACGGGAGGAGAGUGCGGGGGAAGGCCGGAGCACGGCUACAGGAACCCCGGUCGAUCUCGUUCUAGAGCAGGAGACGGACCGGCUCGAGCGAAAGAAGGGCACGCUUCCUCAGAAAGGUCUCCGGGAAGCUGGAGGAGGAAAGCCAGCGGCUGACUUGAGGAAAUCUGAGGCCGGAGGGCCAGGUGAGGACCAACGGGCCCCAGACCUGGAGGGAGCGGAUCAGAGCAGUGCGUCUUCCGAAGGGAAUCCAGACAAGAAGAAAAAGAAAGGUAGGAAGGUCCUGGUCGCUUCCGACCGUCGGCUUCGGAGCCAACUGUCGGACUCCCCUACGGCUCUCCAGCUCCCUUGCCUUCAGAUUAAGCUCUCCAAGAGCCCCGGGGCCAAAUGCCCUAAGCGAGAAGUCUACCUUGGUAGUGCGGCAUCGGUGCAUUUCCCCACGGACUGUUUCCACCCCUCAGCUCUCAAGGAGGCUGGGAGUCCCAGCCCCAGGGACGGUCACCCGGAAAAGGCCCCCAAGGGGAAGGAAGGAGGAGAAGGCGGGGUCACCACCAGGCAGACCUCUAAAAAUAUGCUGGCGAGAGAAAACGUCGAGGGAGGAGACGCAGCCGUGGCAGGGAGCAGUCCAGCUGUCCCAGUGGGCCAGAGCACCCCGGGAGAGAGACUUGAGAUCUGUGUCCGGGCUCAUGCCGACGGGAGGAGAGUCCAUUUGCCCUCGGAGAGUCGUCCCCAGAGAGAGGCCAUAGAUCAGGAGGAAGAGAAACCCACCGAUGAGGCGGCAGAUGCUUUGGAAGACUCCGGGAGGAAGGGGGACGGUGAAAAUGAGGUCUCCAACACCCUCUCUAGUUCUGACACAUUUCCAGGCCACCCCGAGUCGCCCAAGUCAUCGGCAAAGCCGAGGAGGCUCAUCUCCCUCACCUAUAACCUACGGCGGACCCAUCCUGUGGACCCGUGGGUGGACACCAGAAAGAAGACUUCGGACAAGGAAGCUAUGCAAGUCAAUUCAGCGUCCAAGGAAGAGCGUGCUCCCGAGAGGGAAAACCCCUCGGGCCCGAAGGAGGGGGAUCCGGCGGUGGACGACAAACCAAAGUUCGUGGAGUGGUGUUCGGAAGAGGAGAACCAAGAACUCAUUGCCGAUUUCAAUGCCCAGUACAUGCGGGUUCAGAAAGGCUGGAUUCAGCUGGAGAAAGAGGCCCAGCCAACCCCCAAGGCGAAGAACAAAUCCGACAAGCUGAAAGAGAUCUGGAAGAGCAAAAAGCGGUCAAGGAAAUGUCGGGGCUUGCUGGAAGUUCAGAAGCUCUCUCCCAUCCAGAUGCUCUUUAUGAAGGCAUUUAAAUUGUCCAACAUCUGCAGGUGGUUUUUAGAGACGACGGAAACCCGGUCGCUGGUCAUCGUGAAGAAGCUGAACACCCGCCUGCCAGGAGACGUCCCCCCGAUUAAGAUCCCCCUCCAGAAGUACCCUCCUUCUGGCCCCUACCCCAGUUCGCUCCAGGCCGAGCGCUUGAAAAAACACUUAAAGAAAUUUCCCGGGACCACUCCCGCGAGGAAUAACUGGAAGAAUCAAAAGCUGUGGGCCCGGUUGCGUGAGAAUGCAGAGAAGGGGGCGCCGGAGGAGCCCCCCGCCGGCCCCCCGGGGUCGCACCCCGAAGCCAGCGCGGAGGAUGGCGGCGAAGAGCCGGAGAGCUCCCCGUCUCCUCCCAGCCUGCCGUCCCCCGCCAGCUCUCGGAUCCUGAGAAAGUACUCCAACCUGAGAGGGAAGCUCCGAGCCCAGCAGCGCCUGGCGAGAGCGGAGAAGAAGGCCGAGAGCGCACCCGACCCCCCGCCGGAACAGAAGCAGAGCCGGAAAAGCGUGUGCAUUAACCCGCUCAUGUCCCCCAAGCUCGCCCUGCAAGUCAACGUGGACGUCUUCCCGUUGAAGUCCGGCCCGGCUGACGGCGGCAGGGGCCGGAAGGGCAAGACCCAGGCCGAGGCCCCUCCCAAAGCGGACCUCCCGCCGGGCAAGAAGAAGAAGAGCGAGGAGAACCACCCCCAGGAGAAGUCCGGCUCCUCCACCCGGGACAGACUUCCUGCCAAGAAAACAAAGAAAGCCAAGGGUGCGGUUGGCUCCUCCAAGGCCCCCACGACCAGGAAGCGGGCCGCCCUGGAGAAAAUCACCAAGCUGGCCAAAAAGGCAUCUCCGAAAGAGAGGAAAGGGAAGAAAGGCUCGAAGAAGCCGCCGGGGAAAGGCGGGCCGCCGGUCCGGAAAGGGAAGGAGAACCCCAACAAGAAGCCGAGCCCCCGAGAGCCGCUCCCCAAGUCUCCCAAGCCGAAGGGGGCCGCGGGGGAGCCUCCUCACAGGUCCCAGAAAGCCAGCGACCGGAGAGCCGGCGGCGGGAAGUCUCAGGCUCGCUCGGGGAAGAAGACCCAGGAGAGCAGCGGGGCCCAGAGAAAGCGGAAGCUGAGGGCAAAACUUGACUGUUCACACAACAAGCGGAGACGGCUGGAUACGAAAUGACGGGAAGGGCGGUAGCCCUCUGUAAAACUGUUAUAUAGUAGUAACCCUUUAUUUUGCAUUAACUAAAGCUGCUUUUUUAAGCUGUAGCAAGCCUUUAAAUCCGCAGUUUAAAGGAGAACAGAACACCCCUCCCUCCCCACGAUUUGAGGCAUCAGAAGACCCGUCUCCGCCGGGGAGCGAGCGCUCGCUUUCUCUCUCUGGAGGUGAGAAAGGGAAGUUAUUACAUUCUGAAGGUUCCUUGAGUUUUACACUUGGAACGAGGCAGUUUUAGUUAAAAGUACAGUGCCUUAUUUAUCCUUUUAUACAUGAAAAAGCUAAUCUGUGUGAUUAAAGGCUUGCAUUUUAUACUUGAUGCACAAGCACUUGUACUGUAGCGGAAACGACCACCAUCAUAUGCACAUAAAGUAGCUUUUCAGCAGCCUUCCAGUGGUAUCUGUACGUGAACAUUUCCUCCUCUUGGGAACUUCUAAUGUGCCGUUUCUCCUUCCCGGUCCCCCAACCCUCCCAGAGUGACAUUUUAACGCAAAACCAAAAGCAUUUUCUACGCUCAGUAUGGCAGGGAGAAUCUGUCCCUACUCGGUUCGCUGUUGGCAGAGGCGGUUGUUCUACAAGGCGGGUCAGGUCUGUUCGUAUCAUAUCCCUUCCCGGUCGUUCCCAGUUUAUUUAGAGCCAAGUAAGGCUGGCGUGAGGGAUCGCUGUCUGUCUGGAUGCCGGUACUUGCCGCCUGGCUCUCGGGCACUGUCCGGGCACCCUACCCUUCCUCGUUGAUUCUUCCCUCCCCGUUUCCAUCUUUGGUUUUUUGCCGGGUGGGAUCAGAUUUUUCUCACCUCCCCGCGGUUUCGUGUCCCCUCUCUGGGGAAGUCUCGGAAAGUCUGGUCCCUCCUUCCUUCUCCUCUCCACCCCUCCGUUUGUGUGUGUUGGUUGAUAGGGCAGAAGUGGCGAUUUUCAUCUGCUCUUGAGUAGAGGACUUCUGCAUUCAAAGCCAAAAUUUGAUUUCAGCUCUCAAAGAAAUGAAAGUGUGUGUGCCUCUCUGUGCGUGCGGGUGUGCACAUGGCGUAUGCUUGCCCAUCCUCAGGCGGGCUUGCUCGCGAUGAACGGGUCUCGGUUCUACUUUGAAAGUACAUUUUUUACCCAUUCCAGUGGCAUAAUGUAGACAUUAUUCAGCCAUUGCAGGAUGCCUCUCUGAUGGUCUCUUGCAGGGUUUCGGAAACAGACAAAGUUGUGAGCUAUUUAAACGUCAAGCAAUGCUCUCUACUGGGGAAAGCAUCAAGAGACUCUGCUGCCGUACCCAAAAAAGAAAAAUCUUAUUGGCUAUGCAUGCCCCCCCUCCCCCUGCUCAACAGUUUUCACUGUAGUUCAGCAAUGUGGUAUUUCACAUGCGUUGACAGGGAGGUAACAGAAUGCAGAUUUUAAGCUUCUGGAAGGCGUGGCGUUGGUUUUAACUGUGUCCUUUUAAUAUCGCUUGCACUAGGAUAGAUACAUUUAUUUUGAGCCUCUGCAAAAGAAGAUUAAUUUGUUUAAAACCCUGUUCGAGCUCCCUUUCCCUCCCUCUGCCAUCAGAAUAGGAUUGAGUUGAUGGCUUUCGCCAUCGCUUUACUCUUAUAAAAAUCCUGCCAUCAGAGAUGACUGAAAAUGUUGUAUAUCAACCCACACAUGGAUUUUUUU